This is a messenger RNA of Mus pahari (shrew mouse), 2596 nucleotides long. It is a transcript of the gene Foxj3, whose product is annotated as forkhead box J3. Lineage: Eukaryota; Metazoa; Chordata; Mammalia; Rodentia; Muridae. The record is from RefSeq and is a predicted model, not a curated record. Gene Ontology annotation, cellular component: nucleus. The transcript has 13 exons. Gene Ontology annotation, molecular function: RNA polymerase II cis-regulatory region sequence-specific DNA binding; DNA-binding transcription factor activity, RNA polymerase II-specific. Gene Ontology annotation, biological process: regulation of transcription by RNA polymerase II. The coding region runs from base 149 to 2017 and encodes 622 amino acids.
CCACCGCGCUCUCGGCGCCGCUCCGGGCCUGGGCCGCUCUCUGAGGGCGCCGUUGGGACCUUUCGCGGGGAACGGAGACGCACGCAGCGGCCGGGGGCUCGGCCGGGCCGUCCCGGCCUGCGCAGCCUGAGAUUCUCUUUGUGGCCAGAUGGGUUUGUAUGGACAAGCUUGUCCAUCUGUAACUUCAUUAAGGAUGACAUCUGAACUGGAGAGCAGCCUAACGUCUAUGGACUGGUUACCACAGCUCACCAUGAGAGCAGCCAUCCAAAAGUCUGAUGCUACACAGAAUGCACAUGGAACGGGAAUUUCUAAGAAGAAUGCACUCCUUGACCCAAAUACAACACUGGACCAGGAAGAAGUCCAACAGCACAAAGAUGGAAAACCUCCGUACAGCUAUGCCAGCCUCAUCACAUUUGCAAUUAAUAGCUCACCUAAAAAGAAGAUGACAUUAAGUGAGAUUUACCAAUGGAUUUGUGAUAACUUUCCGUAUUAUAGAGAAGCUGGCAGUGGUUGGAAGAAUUCCAUACGACAUAAUCUGUCACUGAACAAAUGUUUCCUUAAAGUGCCUCGGUCCAAGGAUGAUCCCGGAAAGGGUUCUUACUGGGCAAUAGACACCAAUCCGAAGGAAGACACGCUGCCUACUCGGCCAAAGAAGAGGGCAAGAUCUGUAGAACGGGCCUCAACUCCAUAUAGCAUAGAUUCAGAUUCUUUGGGAAUGGAGUGUAUUAUUUCGGGAAGUGCCUCUCCAACUCUGGCAAUCAACACUGUGACUAACAAAGUAACACUGUACAACACUGACCAGGAUGGUAGUGAUAGCCCUCGAAGCAGCCUUAACAACAGUCUCUCAGACCAGAGUUUGGCGUCUGUUAAUUUGAACAGUGUUGGAAGUGUACAUAGUUACACACCGGUCACCAACCAUCCAGAACCAGUCUCUCAGUCAUUAACACCUCAGCAGCAGCAGCCACAGUACAACCUUCCAGAACGAGAGAAACAACUACUUUUCACAGAGUAUAAUUUUGAAGAUCUCAGUGCCUCAUUUCGGAGUCUUUAUAAGUCAGUUUUUGAGCAGUCACUUAGUCAACAAGGUUUAAUGAGCAUCCCUUCGGAAUCUUCCCAACAGUCCCACACUUCAUGUUCCUAUCAACACUCUCCUAGCAGUACAGUGACCUCUCACCCACACAGCAACCAAAGCAGCCUGCCCAACAAUCAUAGUGGCCUCAGUGCCACAAGUAGUAAUUCGGUUGCACAGGUCUCACUGUCCCACCCCCAGAUGCACCCCCAGCCCUCUCCACAUACACCUCAUAGACCGCAUGGUUUACCACAGCACCCACAGCGUCCCCAGCACCCAGCGCCACACCCACAGCAACACAGCCAGCUACAGCCAUCUCACUCCCAGCACCCCCCUCCACAUCAGCACAUACAACACCAUCCAAACCAUCAGCAUCAGACAUUAGCACAUCAGCCACCACCACCCCCUCAACAGGUGUCCUGUAAUUCUGGUGUUUCAAGUGAUUGGUAUGCAACACUCGAUAUGCUGAAGGAAAGCUGUCGAAUUGCCAGCAGUGUUAACUGGUCAGAUGUAGACCUUUCACAGUUCCAAGGUCUGAUGGAGAGUAUGAGGCAGGCGGAUCUCAAGAACUGGUCAUUAGAUCAGGUUCAGUUCGCUGAUCUCUGUUCCUCUCUUAAUCAGUUCUUCACACAGACUGGCCUUAUCCACUCGCAGAGUAGUGUUCAGCAGAACGUCUGUCAUGGUGCCAUGCACCCAGCAAAGCCUUCCCAACACAUCGGGGCAGGAAAUUUGUACCUAGAUUCCAGGCAAAGUCUCCCUCCCUCAGUGAUGCCACCCCCUGGUUAUCCUCAUAUUCCACAGGCGCUCAACACUCCAGGAACUACGAUGGCAGGUCAUCACGGAGCCAUGAACCAGCAGCACAUGAUGCCUUCCCAAGCCUUCCCAAUGCGGCGCCCUCUGCCUCCAGAUGACAUCCAGGAUGACUUUGAUUGGGAUUCAAUAGUGUAGGCUUGUUUCUGCAAGACAGCAGACUCCAGCAUCCUUUUUGUUCAGUGAAAGGACGGAUUAGAGGCCGGUUGAGAAAACAAAGCAAUGUUACCAGUGCUAUCUAAAUUCCUUUUGAAGACAAUCAGAGAUUCUAGCUGGGUAACUUACUGCUUUUAUCCAACCCAAGCAAGAACUACAUGUUUGUCUCCCUGCCAGUACCCUCUGUAGCUCCUAACUGUUGUGAUUUGGACAGCUUUUUGCAUAUUUGUGUCAGUUUGAUGUUGACCACAAGUGCCAGACUGAUUUUUCAGACAGAGCCUAUUUUGCUGCGAGCAGUUUAUAGAUACAUAUGUGUAAAUAUGUGUACAAAUAUUACUGAAAGGCUUCAAGUUUUUUCUAAUUGGAUUAUUGUAUCUUGAAAAGAAAGUUACUGUCAGUUUUUAUUCCUAGUUAGGCCAUUUUCUGCAGGAUGCUUUCAGAUGAUACAGAGAGCUGAAAGGAAAUCAGAUUUUUCAAAGCCCAGUUUCCUUUAUUUAAUCCUCAGAAAUAGGAGUAAUCAUGAAUCCACCGAGUAAGUCAAAGAAUCUGGAGUUGGUACUC